AACGUUGAGGGUUAAUUUCGUAGAAUAAAUUUUAAAAAUCCACUUUUUUCAAAGUAAUUUUGGCUGGAAAAAUAUAAGGAUUUUACCAUCAGCCUCCACGCAUGGUGUUUUUGUGGUUUUGUUGCUAUUUUUUCUCUCUAGAAGCCGUGGUAUCGAUGCAAAAGCUUUUCCUGAAUUUGUACCGACAGGCCCAAUGUUAUCACCUUCAAAGGGUUAGGGCACUUUCAUAGAUGUCGUUUAUUAUAUCUCGGGCGCAUUGUGCUGCACACAGAUCUCAGAGUUGCGUCAAUUCCUAUUAGUAGCCGUUCUCGUCCGUUGCCUCACUGGGGGGCGGCGAGGGCUGUGAUGUCAGAGUCGCGCGAAUUUCGGUAUCUGCGGUGCUCAUUUUCAGCACUUCUAUCGCCCUCUUCUCUGUGAAACUUUCAAUGCAGGUUCACACCGGCGCAAAGAACCGUACGCCUUUACGUUUAGCUGGCGUAACCUGGGAUGAGCCGUCGCAACCCCCUUGAAAAACGAUGGUGCAGAUCGGGAUGACGGAAAUGAAUCCGGGAACCGUGUACGGUUCUUCACCGGGAGGCAGUCCAGCAUUCAACUGUUCUGCCAUUCGAGCGUGAUUACGCGUCAUAUGGGUUGGAGGGUAGCGCCCAUAAGUUAUCUUCCCAAAUGUGUAACAGUGCUUCGGCCAUUGCGACAUGUCAAUUCAUGGAGUUUUGGGAAGACUCACGGGAUCCACACACGGUCGGUACGGAUACUACCGCAUUGUUAGUUACCCAGCACAAACCGAGCCUGCCAAGAGAGGUUUGCGCUAAUCGGGUAACUGCGGUUGUGUUUGCCGUGUAACUGCAGCAAACCGUAGUUACCCGUAACCUAGGUUAGCUCAACUGCAGUUACGACUUGUCCCUUUCUCGCGGUGUGUUACUAUCCCUAAAUAUCUGCGUAGUUCUCCCACGAUUGUGCUCUUAUUCUCUCACGCAUUAGGAGUGGGGAACAAUCUCACAUGCCAUCCCUUCUCGUUUAUGGGGGUGUUUUUCUGAACAGUCGCUGUCGAAUUUUGCUCAUAGUUUAUUACAAAGUCUAAGAUUUCCUUGCUGGGACUGGUCACCUCAAGAGGCCUAGAGGGAAAGAAAAUAAUAAAAACUGAUAAGACAAGAACACCGCACCCGUCUAACCUUAUCUCCGUAUUAGUGACCGUGUAAUCAGUGCCAUAAUCAUCCCCCCUUAUAGCAUAAUUAAUACGCACUAUAAUACACAUUUUAAUGUGUGCGCAGUUUUGUGAACUAUGUAAUAUUGCGGUUCAACCGGUCGUUCGUGAAUGUAAACGCAAUGUCCACGUGACCUGUGGGUCUACCAAAAAAAAAGGCACCCCUUCGCACUUAGCUGUCUCUUCAAGUGCGCUAUUUUCUCCGUGCAACAAACCUUUAUUUUCGGUGAAAGAAAAUGUGACAAAGUGCCUUCGCGAUAGAAGAAGGGUACGAACUGGGCCGUAUUUCGAGGCGUCGUUUUGCAGCAACCGCUAGACCAUCCAGCUGGGGAGAAAAAGUGACGUACAUUCGUUUGAAGUCAUGUGAAAACACGCUAUACUUAGAAGAUAGCUUCUUAUGCCAUUGUUGCUGCAGUGAUAUGAGCAAGUAACUGUCGCAAGGAGGUACGAUGAAAUUCAUGACAGCAGCGACGAGGUCCCUCGAAGGCAAUAGAAUGUUCUUUUUUUGUUUUUUUUUUCUAUUUUAGUGUGACACAGUGAUGUCAUUCAUCGCUGUAUACCUCGUAAAAUGGCUUCUUAUUUGUUUUCAGCUGUAAGGUAAUACUGUUACGAGACCUUUACCUCCUAUUGAUAGUCCUCUAUUUAGCACAAAACUUUUCUUUGUGUAAAGCCUGCUGGGCCAUGUUGUAGGUGAAAUUAAACCUCAAGAACGUUACUCACGUGCCAUUUAAAAGUAUAUUAUGGACAGUACCUUGUGGAUGCGAUCUUCAUUACAAUGUAGCGACGAGCAUAAAUUUGCGAACGUCAAUUGUUGUCGGAAUACUUGAGGCAUUCUGUAGUAUAGGCAUUCUGUAGGCAUUCUGUGGUUUUCUACAUGCGCAGUACUACACACUUCUCGGAACUCCAAGUGAAGUGCAUACUUAGUAUAGAAAGUAUGCAGCAAGGCCUGCAUGGAAUCUGAGACAACACGCUUUCCACCACACUAGUGAAGUCAUGUCCCGUGGGCCAUGGGUCAGCCGAUGAGCGCAGGGUCACAAAGACUGACACGUGAUUGACCUGGUGCUUGAAAGAAGUACUGAAGAAAAAGCAAGUACUCGUUCAACCACCUGUCAACACGUACCAUCACAGCGAGGGCUCCCAGGGAGGUUACAUUCUUGCACACGGUUGUACCACACAAUAAGAUACCCUGCACGUGUUGGGCUGCUCAAGUUGUUCAAGAUGUUGUGACUCUUUGCUUUAUUGUACGAUACCUUGCUCAAACUCUGCUACAUGAGCUGCCCUGGACGUUGUCGUGUUUCCUUCCCCAUUGUCUAAGAGCCUGAGUAUACGUAAAAGCACACGGACGGACGGACAUCAACACACGAGCACACAGUUUGUGUGUCAACGCUCAGGCUCUUACACAAUGGAGUUCUUACACCUGCUUGACUGCAUAUGCGCCAUCUUGUUGUGUUCCCUUGCUCUGUGGUACGGAAUUUGUCUCUUCAACUCCAAGGACAUGGCUUCGACACCUGAAUUUGAUCUCAACAUGGAAAGGUCGCCACAGUGGAAAGACGUCAGGAAGGAAAUGCACGAAGCCAUUGCGGCGAAAGACGAGGCUCGUGUUCUAAAGUGCCUGGAUGCUGCACCUGCUUUGAAACUGUGGUUGGAUCCUGUCACAAAAAAGUCAGCUCGUUACAAAGCAGUCGAAGAGGCAGCCUUCAAUAUUCAUGGCCUUUUAGUCUCGCGGGAAUGUGGACUCAAGAACACCGAAGAAUCUUCAUGUUACUGGUACCUCUCACCCCUUGAACAAGCUGAAAUUCGUCGACAACGAUAUUACACCACAGAAUGCGAGGACUCUUACAUUGACUAUUUGAAAAGCAAAUCACUGAGCGUCACUAGAUGUGAUGACUUCGGUGUACGAUUGGAGAAGAUGUUUAAGCAGCUCUCCAAUGAUGAAGUAAACAGGAUUAUUCUCAAAGUGGCUGCAAGAGCGCCACACCUGGAAAUUAGGUUCGACUACAACAGUGAAAAUGUUGAAGGGAUCACGGGAAGCUGCAGUCGAGGCGUCGCCGGCCUUACUUUCUACAAAGAACAAAGAGUUUUCAUCGGAGGCCGAGGUGAAGAAACCGAAGUCUGGGGAACACUUAUUCACGAGUUAUGUCAUAUGGCACUUUACCUAGUGUACAGGAAUGAUGGCAAGCCAUAUUACAGGGACGAUAAGGAGCGGGAGAAGCAAUACAGUGACAUCAUGAAUGACAUAAAAUCGAGGCAAGAAGAUAUGAACCUUCUCAUCCAACAAGCUUUUAUGGACAGAAAUGAAGAAGAAGAGUUAAUUGUACGGAUCCCUCACGUUCUGGUUCAACAUGGUUGCGACGAAGGUCAUAGGAUUCUGGAACGGGAAGUACCCGAACUACUCAAUUUUUUCAAGGACCAUGUCAUCCGGGACGUGCUGGAAUACAUUCACAGUGGAAUCCCUUCAGCAGACGCAGAAAAGAUCAAAGAAGAAAACGCUAGACUCCAAAAAUCUUUCAACGUUGGCAAACUUGACGUCAAAUUCGAGAAACCAUUAAAGAAGAGUAUCUGGAAAGAAGGGCCGCUUCACGUACUUACCGGUCCAGAGCUGGGUCUUCUGGAAAUAAUGGUUCACAACGCUGUGAAAUCUUCGGGCCAGCCAUACUUGUUCUUCGAGACAUCCCAGACGGACUGGACAGAUGUGUUAGUGGUCUACAAAUGUGCAUUUGUGCUCGUGACGGUCCGUCCUAACACAAACUUCGGACGGGGCCUCAGAUUUUUGAGUGAAGUGUCCAGUGUGACUGGAGUGAAAGUCAUCUUGCUUGUGGAAGACAGUGGCAAGGAUGACUUGUUGAAGCAAGUGGAAGAAGCACUUUUUGACAAGAAACCUUUAGUGUCUAACGUCCAUGAAGCGAGUUUGGAGCAUGUCGCGAAUAGCUGCAAAGCAGAAGUCUUCAAAAAAUCUCGCGUAGAACUUCAGGGCAGAUAUGUUUCUGGCUUUCCUGAAGCAAUGAAUAUCGACACCUUCUUACGUUGUGUAGACACUUCGGUUUUCCUAAAGCUGUGUGAAUCACUGUACAUUGACGUGGGACCUCCCCUUCAUGAACUAGAAGGAAGUGUUAAGAACUGUUAUGUGGAGCGAGUGUUUACAAGGGCUGUGAAAAUUGACCUGAAAAAGUGCAGACUGGACGACAACAAUGAGGCUUUCGCUCUUUUGGGGUGUCCGGAUGAUUGUGCUACAAAACUUGUACCUCAAGGUUAUCAGGCAAAACAUCAGGAUAAUUUAGAGAGUUUUGAAAAAUUUGUGGUCCUUCAGGAGCCACGUGACUAUGAAGCUCUCCUACGAAAUAAUAACUACAGAGGGAAGGUGGUGCAUCUGUUCCGGAUCAGUGAAUCUGGUGAGGGACUGGUGUGGAUUAAAUCAAAUGGCCCUCUCAGUCACCUUCCAAUGACGGGAAGUGACGAUUAUACUACAGAGGCGUUGCUGAAAGUGUCUGAGAAGGUCGUCCUCGUCACUGGCGCACCUGGUAUGGGAAAGAGUGUGUUGGCAUCUCAGUUGUGUACAGGAUUAAAAACUCGAAACAAGAAGCGAUGGGUGCUCUACGUUGACCUUCCUCAGAGAAUGGCAUUGGUUAAAACUGCAUCGCCUAGUCUGGAAUAUCUAGCGGAUAUGUGCAAAGUAGGAAAAAAUGGUCUGGAGUUCGCUUUGUUCGAAGGAAGCUUGAUCAAUGGAAGCCCUUUCGAGGUCGUCAUCAUGUUGGAUGGCGUCGAUGAAGUCAAUGAGAAAUGUCGAGAGUGUGUGGUGGAACUUGUACAGUUUCUAGCUAAGAGAAAAGUUUACAAGGUGUACAUUUUUACUCGCACUGUGUUUAAGCACCAUGUACAAGAUGCCUUGCACACAGUGUCAUACGAUCUCGUUCCUUUUUCUGAUGAAAACCAGAAUGAAUUCCUCACAAAAUAUAGGGCCCAAAGAGAAACUCCGGCCACCAGGAAUGACGCAUUUCUACAAAAAUUCCAGCAAGUAUACGCGACAUUGAAGGAGAAAAACAAGACAAUCCUGGAAACCCCUCUCCUACUUCGUAUGAUUGCUCAGAUGGAGUGCGGGGAAAUUACAAAGUCGGACGAUUACUCUUCACUUCUUAAUAUUGCUGACAUUUGUGGCGGCAGUAUGUACACUGUACACAUGUACAAGAUGUUUGUCGAGUACAAGCACCUUGUGCACAGAAAAGAGAAGGUGAAGGAAGACAUCUCCCGAAGUACUGUGCGAGGGGACAACCAUGACGCGAAGUCUCCAUUCUACGUAAACCAUGGUCUCCUAGCUAUGAAGUGUAUAUUUCCUCAGGAUGCCUUGGAAACCUUAUUGAGUGAAGACGAAUUAGAGCAGUUAGAUCCCGAAGGAAGUUUCAUCACCGGCGUGGAUUCUUUCAAAGAAGGUUUUGUGAAUAGAAUUAACGAUGGAGGAAUUCCCGAGUUCGUUCAUAAGACCUUCGCCGAAUUUUUCGCAGCUCACUACCUGUUGGAAAGGGCAAAAGGAAGAAAAAAAUCCGGGUUUACGGAAAACGUCGUCGGAUUGUAUGGUGACGAAGACUACGAGGGUGUAAUGCUGUUGUUCGAUGGACUGGCGUCGGCGUCCUAUCCACUUCACUCUGCUGUGAUGAACAACGACGCUUCAUAUUUUGAGCAAGGUGAUAUUCAAACAAAACACAUGCUGGUUCGGGAUGAGAUCAAAAGGACGCCAUGGCACGUAGCAGCCCUGCAUUCUGAUAAAGCAACAUUGAAGAGGCUUCCAAUGGAUGAUGAACUAAUCGAGAAUGAUUUAUUUAAUAUGUCACCUUUGGGGUACGUGGAACUCAUUUCCCCAUGGGACGCAGAGCGGGUGGAAGAUCUGUGGGAAGCGUCUGUUAUGUAUUAUUUGUCGACUAUGGCUAUGAAGAAAUAUCUGCGGACUGAGACUUCAGCUCUGAUAGAGAGAUUCAACGUGUUAUGCACUCGAUGCAGUGAGGAAGCAGUGGAACGUUCUACCGAAAAUCUACGCACAUGUGAAACCUUGGAGCAAAAGAGACAUUUUCUUGAACGAGCAAUAUUCACGGCUGUGAGACACGACCUACGAGGCGUUUUAGACGUGUAUCUGAGCUAUGUGUCCCCGAGAGAGAGUACAAGAGAACUAGACAGAGACAUCAUGGACCAAUUAGAAUCACGCAAGGAACGAAGCUUGAGAUGUUCUGCAGAGUCUUCGGUAAUUGGAAACCUUGACAGUUUUACAGACAGUAGGAAUAGAACUGUCCCGUUUUACGCAAAGACCGAGGCUGUUUGUAAAAUGCUCCUUCCUUACUGCGAUAUGGGAAUUCUUGACAACGAUGGAAACACAAUGUUGCACGUUAGCGAGGAAGAAGGAAAUCUGGAGACAACAAAGUUUUACAUUUACCGCGCACAUUUAUCCGCUAACAAUAGAAAUAGAAAAUUUCAAACUCCUUUGCACUUGACUAGAGAUGCAGAGAUUGUGAAGCUACUUCUUCCUCUUUAUCCCUCAGUGAAUGUUCUCGAUUAUGAGCAACACACUCCGAUGGAUAUAUGUGCAAAGAGAGAUGAUUUGGAGGCCAUGAAGUUGUUACUCCUUCGCAAUAGGACAUAUGACGCAUAUCAGAUCAGACUGAACACGACACUUCAUGUGGCUUCUGGCUCUCGUUCCCUUAAAGCUGUGACGUUUCUUCUACCCCACACAAACGCGCACAUGCUUAACUACGAAGGAGAAACGUGCUUAGACGUUGCUUGGACAAUUUGGAAAUAUCAUUCGAGUGUGGAGUCCAACGUUGUGAGUUGUCUCAUCCCACACUCGCUCAUGAACUCACCUGAAACGUUCGGCUCAUCACCGUUGUACGUCUGGGCGAAAGAUGGUGUAAGGAAAGCGAUGCAAACUCUAUGGCCUUAUUUGCGACACAGUGACCCUAGGCAUGCACAGAGGAUCAGCAGAAGCUACGUGUCUGUGGACGUGCAUUGGGAUUUCCAAGAAGAAAUUUCGUGUCUGAAACUUCUCUUCCUCCAUUUAGAUGACAUCGCUGGUGAUCCUGAUAGCCGCAAACUGCUACAUGAUAUGGCCAAGGACAAGCUACGUAAGAUAAAAGAAGAAAAUCUCAUUAAUUACAUGAAGCUGUUACUGCCACAUUUAAAUCUCAGUGAGCAGGAUUAUGUAGAACGUGGAGUAAAAAAUGAGGACAUCGUUACCUUACAUCGGGGAUGGUCGCACAUGAAUAACACCGAUGAUCUCCACAUUGACGAUGUCAACGCGGAAAUGAUCGACGACGAUGGCAAUAUCAAGUUGCUAAUAGAAGCAGAGGAAGGAAAUGUGGAAGCUGUUAAGAUCCACCUCUCCCAUUCAUCCGUGUGCUUUACAGAUGAAAAAGAGAACACUGCAUUGCACUUGAGCGCGAGGAAGGGACACGCGAAUGUGGUGAAGCUUCUCAUUCCUCUUUAUACAUCAGUGGACGUGAUCAAUGUGGAUGGAAUGACGCCCAUGCAUGUGUGCGCCUUUAAAGGACACUUGGGCGUUGUGAAGUUAUUAUUACUCCGCUCUAGAAUGAGUUCCCGUGACAAGUAUGGAAGGACACCUCUUCACUGGGCCUGUGAAAGUGGUGCCGUUGAUAUCGUGAACUUCCUUCUUCCCCACUCAUUCCCUAAUAUGCGCGACAGGGUGGGUUACACGUGCUGCGUUAUUUCCGCUGAAACUUGGAGAAUGAAUAUUCUGAGAUGCCUCAUCCCUCACUCUCUUAUGAACUGUCCUAAUUGGAUAGGCGAUUCACCAACGCGAAUCUGUGCAAGUUGUUAUAUGAGAGAAGAGCUGGUGACAUUAUUGCCAUAUUCUUGUGAUUAUGACGCAGCGAGUUUAUUGACUAAUCUCGAGCUGCCAUCUCGUUGGGGCUAUACGAGUAUGAGAACUACGCUUUGUCUGAAACUGAUGGUACUCCACUCAUAUGUCAAGGCAGUAGAUAAGCGUUUCUGUGCAACACUCAGCCGCAUUUGGAAGUAUUAUGUAGCGAGUGAUUCAUUGCGGCGUCCAACAAAGACUGAGAUAUCACGACUCCUGAAAUAUGUUCCUCUCUUGCUUCCUCAUACAAGUGUUUCUGCUAAGGACGAUGAAUGCAACGAACUAUUACAAGAAGCCCUCCAAAGUAGCCAAGAUCCCAAAUUGGUUAGCUUCUGUCAGAAAUGCACUCGCAUGAGUGACUUUCAUUCAUGAUGCUGACGAUUGUUGGCAACGGUUCUGGUUAAGCACCAAGUGCCACUGAGCUGUCAAUGGACACGAGCUCUGAAGAUGAUAUAGCAGUUUUAAUAGAGGUAUCAACAGCAGUAUACUGAGUCCUUGCCUUCAUCCGAGAAAGCACAAAUAUUCAUCCAGUGUCAAAAUGAAAGAAAAAAGAUCACUUUUCUGAUUUUUUGUGAUUGUGAUUAUGACUAAUGCAUUUUGUUUCUUCUUGUUCCUUAUGUUACAAAGUACCAUUCCGUAGUAGGUUCAUAAGGUAAUUUGAAAAUGUGUAAAAAAUGUGUCUAUUCCUAAUGUGCUAGUAAUAUGGUUAGCUAUGAUAUGCCACAGUAUUAGAAUACGGCUGCGUGCGAUUAUGUUUGGUGUCAAAUGUAAAUGAACAAAAGUGUUUUUCGCACAUUGGAGAAAGUUUAAUUCAAAUUAUUUUGGAACUCUCGCUCACUUCGCUGCAGAGUUGAAUAAAGUAAAUAUUGUCGAGCGAAACACAUGUGUGAUACAGUCGUACUUUUAUUACGACCUAAUAAAUGUAAGGGUUCCAAAUUGCUUUUCCAGUUAUCGUUACAGAUUACGGAACAUAUUACUUUGAAGUAAUCAAGGUUCGUGUAAAGGAACCUCGACUGACUCAAAUAUGGAUGUUACAAAUUAGAUUUGUGUACGUGUGAUUAAAUGAUUAUAUGCAGUUGU
Messenger RNA from Ornithodoros turicata, 9134 nucleotides. RefSeq lists its product as uncharacterized. The transcript has 6 exons. The record is from RefSeq and is a predicted model, not a curated record. Gene Ontology annotation, molecular function: protein binding. NCBI's taxonomy places the organism in Eukaryota, Metazoa, Arthropoda, Arachnida, Ixodida, Argasidae. The coding region runs from base 2604 to 8426 and encodes 1940 amino acids.